GACAUGCGGUAGAUGAAGUAGAUGGAACUGGCAAUGAUGCUGCCGGAGGGCACGAGCAGACCUAACAUCCAGGUAUCUCCCCCAUCGCCGUUGUUUACCAGGUAUCUCGUCACCUGGCCAGCAGCUUGAAUGACCAGCAAGCUGCAGAAGCCUUCUGUAAGCUGGAAGACGGGCGUCGAAUAUCUCAGCACCUUGUCCCAUCCUCCGAUCAAUGCAUGCUCCAGCAGCCCUUCCUUCCCAAAGACCCAGUCCUUGAAGCUAGCAUUUUGGUGCAAUGGCUUGGUUGCGUUGUAGAAUGCGCGGCUCACCCAGCUCGCGUCGUCCCCAGCGUCCACGCUGAAUUUGUUCAAGCUCCAGAUCAGCAAGAAAGGUAUCACCAGCGUCUGUAAGCCUGAGAUGGUGUUGACUGCAGCCCUCCUCCAUGUCGAUCGUUCUGGCGUAGCAAUUCGCAGACAUGAUAAGAAGAAGUAGUAGCUUGCCAGGCUCAGACUGAAGGCCAGGCCGCACGUGCGACCACCGACAUCGAAAGCGAGUGGAAUGGUGAAGACGAUGGAGAACAGGAACAAAGUGCUCCCGAGAAAGCGGAGUAUCAUCGCUUAAGCCGCACGUAGGGUUCGAAGGCGCGAAGGCUGUCGGGCGUCGAGUUGAGUCGACUCGAGGGUUUCAUGCGCGGCGCCGGAGGAAUGUAUAAAGUGGCUCUCCUCCCACCAGUCCGGAGGGUGGUGUUCGGCGGAAGCUCCGAGCGAAGGUUCCACCCGGCGAGACUCUCCACAAGGACCACAACGUCCAGAAGGGACGGGCCGUUCUCUGUUGUGGUGAGAGGCGGUCAAGAGGCAGAGGGAGAGAUGGAGGCAGCGGCAGGGCAGGGCAGAGUGAAGCGAGUCGUAGAAGUAUGGCGAGAGGUCGCGUGCGAACAAGAGCAAGCGCAAGGACACAGCAGUCCAGCAGCAGCCAGCCCGCCAGCAACCAGAGAGCUCUGCGCGACCUGCAGCUUGCUUUUCUGCCUGCUUUUAGCGAUCGACGCUUCGCAUGACAGCCCGAUUCAGGAUUUGUUCGGACCAGACGACCUCAGUAUCGUGCUCGGCGUUGGACAAGCGCAAUCAAACAUGGUCUAUCGUCCGGAAGCAGGGUUCGAUGGGUGUGGCGGUGAUGCUGAUGCUGAUGCUGGCCACGUGAAAGCCAGAAUGCUUGGCGCCAAUCGACCGAACCUUGGCCAUCGGCUCAUGCAGGGUCCAGAGCUUAUUGGUAGAGACUUACACAGAUGGCCGUCCCAUUCUUUUGGGUUUCUGCGGGACUGUCCCCACCAUUCCUGCUAG
This is a messenger RNA of Pseudocercospora fijiensis CIRAD86, 1316 nucleotides long. RefSeq lists its product as uncharacterized. Lineage: Eukaryota; Fungi; Ascomycota; Dothideomycetes; Mycosphaerellales; Mycosphaerellaceae. The coding region runs from base 666 to 1316 and encodes 216 amino acids. The transcript has 6 exons. The record is from RefSeq and is a predicted model, not a curated record.